This is a messenger RNA of Solenopsis invicta (red fire ant), 1427 nucleotides long. Its product is annotated as odorant receptor 49b-like. Lineage: Eukaryota; Metazoa; Arthropoda; Insecta; Hymenoptera; Formicidae. Gene Ontology annotation, biological process: detection of chemical stimulus involved in sensory perception of smell; sensory perception of smell. Gene Ontology annotation, cellular component: plasma membrane. The record is from RefSeq and is a predicted model, not a curated record. The transcript has 8 exons. The coding region runs from base 55 to 1254 and encodes 399 amino acids. Gene Ontology annotation, molecular function: olfactory receptor activity; odorant binding.
CCUGGAGCAUGUUUCUCAAGCGGAAAAACAUUAUGCAAUAUUGUCAGUCUCAACAUGGACAUUAUUGAGACAAGCAGAAAUGCAGAUUUCGAAAGGGCAACUCGUUUAAAUCGCCUUCUACUGAACAUUAUUGGAAUUUGGCCAAAUGCUCACAAAAAUGCUUAUGAUAAAUUCUUUUCAAAUUUACGCGCAGCAUUCACUUUUAUCGUUAUCUUUUUUGUUGGUACAAUUCCUGCAAUACAUUCACUAGUAAGAACUUGGGGUGAUCUGAUGUCAAUGAUAGACAAUCUACAAGUUACUCUUCCAUUAACAAUGGCCGCAAUAAAACUCAUCGACAUAUGGUGGAAGAAAACAGAUCUUCUAAUGGCCAUAAAUAUGAUUGCUGAAGACUGGAUAAAAGACAAAACCAGUAAAGAACGGUGCAUUAUGAUAAAGCAAGCACAAAACGCCAGAAUUAUCACAAUAGUCUGUUGUUGCUUCAUGUUCUUAGGCAGCACUUUAGUCGUAAUUUUACCUUGUUUUGGAAUGACUGUAAGAUAUAUUACAAAUGUCACGGAUCCAGUUAAAAUAUUACCUUUCCAAACUCAUUAUAUCUAUGACAAAAAUCAAAGUCCGUAUUUCGAGAUUAUAUUUGCCGCUCAAUUUCUCGUUGCCUUAAUGUGUGUUGCAUCCUACACCGGUGUGGAUAACUUGCUCGGAUUAUUGAUAUUUCAUUUGUGCGGCCAGAUGGAUAUUCUUAAAGAAAAAUUAAUUAAUAUAAAACAAUUUAAGAAUUAUAACGAUGGUGUAGCCCUCAUCGUGAAGGAGCACAUACGGCUAAUCAAAUGUUUUUGUAUUAUCGAAAGUACGUAUACUUUACUGUUACUCGGACAACUAAUCUACUUUGGUAUAAUAUUCUGUUUAUAUGGAUUUUUAAUUCUUGUCAUACUUACAGAAGGAAAACAUAUGUCUCUAAUGCGCUUUAUGUAUCUUGUGUCUGUAGCGAUAAAUAUUUGUGGACACAUGUGUCUUUUUUGCGCCGUAGGUGAAAUGUUAAUAUCAAAAUGCGAUGACUUACACCAUGCAGCUUACGAGCACAAAUGGUACAAAUUAAAUCCAAAAAAGGCAAAGAUUUUGGUUCUGAUAAUGAUUCGAGCUAAUAAGCCUCUGUAUAUUACGGCUGGAAAAAUGUUUCCUAUGACAAUGUCGACGUUUUGUAACUUGAUAAAAACAUCCGCUGGUUAUGUGUCAAUUCUAUUAGCAAUGCAAAGUUAAAAAGUUACAAAUAUCAAAAAUUACGAACAAACAAUAAAGACUUAAUAUCUAAACGGAAAAGUGAUGAAUAUAUAUCUAAGAAUAUAUAAUAUAUAGGAAAUAUAUAAGAAGAAUAUAUCUGUAUCUUAAUUAUGUAUUUAACAUAAUAUUAUAAUGGAUGUACAGAAUUAAAA